This is a messenger RNA of Drosophila rhopaloa, 3710 nucleotides long. RefSeq names its product fibroblast growth factor receptor homolog 1. The transcript has 2 exons. The record is from RefSeq and is a predicted model, not a curated record. The coding region runs from base 968 to 3130 and encodes 720 amino acids. Gene Ontology annotation, molecular function: ATP binding; fibroblast growth factor receptor activity. Gene Ontology annotation, cellular component: signaling receptor complex; membrane. NCBI's taxonomy places the organism in Eukaryota, Metazoa, Arthropoda, Insecta, Diptera, Drosophilidae. Gene Ontology annotation, biological process: positive regulation of kinase activity; positive regulation of cell population proliferation; protein phosphorylation.
CGGUUUGACUUUAGUUGCGAUCGGACUGCGUGCCGUUACAGUUAGAAAAUCGGAGGAAAAUCGAUCGAUCGGGCGUAUUCGCUUAACAAUUUCACUUAAUAAUAAUUAGAAAUACUGUGAAAACACAUUCGGAACGAAGGAAAGAGUGAGACAGAGUCAAGUGUGCAGCAAUUUCUGGUUCUGUUUUAGUGCCUAAGUGCCAUAUAAAUACGUACUAAAAUAUUUCAAGAAUUUUAAGUGGAAACAUUCACGAAUUCUAUGAACUUUCUCAAUUGUGUUUUGGUGAAACAUUUACAUUUCAACCGAAGGCGAGUGAAAAUUUAACGCAGAGACACUUUGGACAUUGGGGCUAUUUGGCAAGAAGCUUUUUGUUUUGGAGCAACGCACAUUGUGAGGUGUUGCAGUCACAUCAAACACGAUCCGAGGAAUCCUCCCCGCCCAUCAGACGAAUGAUCUAUGGAAACUGCGAUCAUCCACGCCCACGAUCGGAGCUCCUUUGGUGACAAGAUGGCUGCCAUAAAUCCAUCAACUCACUGAGUAAAUCACAUACGACCGCCCCCAAUUUUUGGGGAAAGUAUUUCCGUUACACCAACAAGAUAGGUGAUCAUCAAGAGGAUCAUCAUCUCAGCAUCAUCUUCAUCGGCAUCCGAUUGCAAUCGUAAGCGGAGUGGAGGAUCACUUCAAAGGCACACAUGUUGCACACUAAAGAGGCCACUGUUGUUGUUUCCAUUAUAAAUUAGAAACUAGAAGAUCACCGAUCUUCUUCCGGCGCGAGUGAAAAAGGGAGAGCAGUCCAUAUAGAGCGGAGCACUCUAAAGUGGAUUUCCGGUGAAUAAAAAACCACACAGCACAUGCGACAAACUCCGACAAGGGAGUUGCUGUUGCAGUUGCAGUUGCAGUUGCCAUUGUGGCACUUUUGAGGGUGCCUGCCCCUCAGGCAAGAGUUACAAAAAUAAAUAUCCUAAAAAUGGCUGCUGCCUGGAGUUGGCGAGCCAGUCACUCAACGAUCACAAUGAAGACCGGAUCGCUGGCGAUAUUUGUGCUGCUGCUGCUGGUGUUUCAAGUUGAAGGACGCCGCCAAAUGGCCAACAGUCAGGAGAUGCUGAAGGAUAACUUGGGAGGCAGACAAAACAAAACCUCUGCUACUUUUAGUAAUACCAAUCAAACAGCAACGGAUUUGGACGAUGGCGCUGCGGAUGAUGAUGAUAAUAAACCUGAUCUUCCCGAGACUGUCAGUGCAAAGCCCAGUUGGCGGCAUCCCAAGAAGAUGAGUUUUCUGCAGACGCGACCCUCGGGCUCCCUGCUCACUUUGAAUUGCCAUGCCUUGGGAAAUCCCGAACCAAAUAUCACUUGGUAUCGCAAUGGAUCCGUUGAGUGGACCCGCGGCUAUGGCACUCUUAAGAGGAAUCGCUGGGCCCUAACCAUGGAGGAUCUGGUACCUGGUGACUGUGGCAACUAUACGUGCAAGGUGUGCAAUACCCUAGGUUGCAUUCGGCAUGACACCCAGGUGAUCGUAAGUGAUCGAGUUAAUCAUAAGCCCAUCCUGAUGACCGGACCCUUGAACCUAACACUCGUAAUCAAUGGCAGUGGAAGCAUGUACUGCAAGUAUCUCUCGGAUUUGACCAGCAAGAAGGCCUGGAUCUUUGUGCCCUGCCAGGGGAUGAACAACUGCUCCAACAACCGCUCGAUCAUAGCCCAGGAUCAGGAUCAGCUGGACUUUGUGAAUGUGACGAUGGACAAGGAGGGCUGGUACACCUGCAUCGAGAGCAAUAGUUUGGGUCAAUCAAAUAGCACAGCCUAUCUGCGAGUGGUGCGAAGUCUUCAUCUUUUGGAGGCCGGUGUGGCCGGUGGAAUGGAGCGGACCAACCUGAUGUACUUUAUUGUCUUUGGCGGAUUACUUUUCAUCUUCAUGUGCACUACGUUUGUCUUUUAUGCCGUGCGAAAAAUGAAGCAUGAAAAGCUGCUGAAACAGCGUAUAGAAACCGUGCACCAGUGGACCAAAAAAGUUAUAAUCUUCAAGCCCGAAGGAGGCGGCGAUUCCAGUGGUUCCAUGGACACCAUGAUCAUGCCGGUGGUGAGGAUACAAAAGCAGCGCACCACCGUCCUUCAAAGUGGCAAUGAGCCGGCUCCCUUUAAUGAGUACGAAUUCCCACUGGAUUCGAAUUGGGAGCUGCCAAGAAAUCAUCUUGUGUUGGGGGCUACUUUGGGAGAAGGUGCUUUUGGUCGAGUAGUAAUGGCCGAGGUUAACAAUGCCAUUGUGGCUGUGAAAAUGGUGAAGGAAGGCCACACGGAUGACGACAUAGCCAGUUUGGUGCGGGAAAUGGAAGUUAUGAAGAUCAUUGGACGUCACAUCAAUAUUAUUAACCUAUUGGGCUGCUGCAGUCAAAGUGGACCACUCUAUGUAAUCGUUGAAUUUGCACCACACGGCAAUCUGAAGGACUUUCUCUACAAAAAUCGACCCUUUGGCAGAGAUCAGGAUAGGGAUAGUUCACAGCCGCCUCCAUCGCCACCAGCUCAUAUGAUAACGGAAAAGGAUCUGAUCAAGUUUGCCCACCAAAUCGCUCGGGGAAUGGACUAUCUGGCCUCACGACGUUGCAUCCAUAGAGAUUUGGCCGCCAGGAAUGUGCUCGUCAGCGAUGACUAUGUGUUGAAGAUAGCUGAUUUCGGUUUGGCAAGGGAUAUCCAGAGCACGGACUACUACAGAAAAAACACGAAUGGCAGGCUACCCAUUAAAUGGAUGGCACCGGAAUCGUUGCAGGAGAAAUUCUACGACUCGAAGAGCGAUGUCUGGUCGUAUGGCAUUCUGCUGUGGGAGAUCAUGACAUAUGGACAGCAACCAUAUCCCACGAUCAUGUCCGCGGAGGAGCUCUACAGUUAUCUGAUGUCCGGGCAGCGGAUGGAGAAGCCGGCAAAGUGCUCCAUGAACAUCUACAUACUCAUGCGCCAAUGUUGGCACUUUAACGCAGACGAUCGGCCGCCUUUCACGGAGAUCGUGGAGUAUAUGGACAAGCUGCUGCAGGCGAAAGAGGAUUAUCUGGAUGUGGAUAUUGCCAAUCUCGAUACACCGCCCUCGACAAGCGAUGAGGAGGAGGAUGAAACGGAUAACCUGCAAAAGUGGUGUAAUUACUAAACUAACUAGGGUAAUUUUCCAAAUCUUUCGAAUCGAUCCUGCGAAAAAAUCAAAGAAUUUCAAUAUAGCCAUUAAUCCGCAGUUUAAACACAUCUAAAUUGUUAUUCAGAAAUUAUUAUUUUUUGAUCCUAGAAAAAUCUUUGAAAGAUCUAUGGUUUAUAUUAAAGAAAAUUAAAGUCCUAGGAAUGGCCAAAUGUUACCAAAACUUUUUAAAAACUAUCUACCCUCGAAUUUAUGUAUAUAUAUCUGAUUUAAGUCUGUAUAUCUUUAAAGAAAAAUUAUCCCAAAAUUGCACCAAAGGCGUGAAACCAAAAACUAGCUGCUACUUUAGAGUUUAUUUAAAAUAUAUUAUAGUAUAGUAUAUUAGAACCUAGUAUGCCUAAUCAUAAGUUUGGACUAAGACUCGGUUGUAUUUCUGUUGUAUUUCUUAUUGUACUGAUCUUUGUAGUAUUCGCAGUUUUAUACUCGCUAAAUUAUACUCGUAGCCCAUAAGCACAACAAUGUUUUAUGUUAGAGUUAGUUGCAUGCCCGCAGUGCCUUAUGAAACAAUAAAUGUUGUACCUACAUAUCCGAAAAAAAA